GACUUCUUCACCCAUUCGCAAGCCCAAGCACAGCAUGGCGUCUGUCAUUACGAUGUCGCGUUCCGAGGAGGACAGCUCUUCGUCGCUGUUCUCGUCGAUGACGUCGGCUUUCAGCAGCCUCUUCCCUUCCGUUCAUGCUGAGGAGGAAGACGAGGACUCCAGAGAUGAGGGAGAAGGAGAAGACGAGAAGGAAGGGGACGAUGACAAGGAGGAGGGUGGAGACGAGGAAGAGGAAGAGGAGGAAGAGGAGGAGGACGAGCCCGAAGACCCGCAACCCGCCAUCUACGAGGAGUGCGAGAAUUCAAAGGAGUGCUCGCCCGCCAAGCACCACUUCCUCGAGUGCCAGGAGCGAGUCGAGGCCGGCAAGGGCUUCCACGAGGAGAACUGCGUUGAAGAGUUCUUCCACCUUGCCCACUGCGCAAGCUCCUGCACAGCACCCAGGCUAUUCAGCAAGCUCAAGUAAAGAGGGGGAGGAGAGAUAACUACUACAGCUCGCGCUCGAGAUAUUGAAGAGUUUAAGAGCCGAAAAGACUAGAAACGAAAUGAAUCUCAUUUCAUCGUUGUGGUGAUGACGACGAGAGCAGCAGUUUCUCGUGGCCCUUUACGCCGCCUUGGCCAGCCUGCAUCUUCGCGCUUCUAGCGCCAAACUGGAUCGCUCUCUUCUUCUCGCCUGCGCAUUGCACCAGGCCAAGGCGUCUUGCUGCGUCUCUAAGUAGGAUCUUGUCGCCUUGACCUUCGGGCAGAUCCAGAUUCAUCUUUGACGAGACGGGAAGGGAGCAGAGGAAUCGCAGGACCGGCCUCGCGAGGUAA
Acaromyces ingoldii is the source of this 810-nucleotide messenger RNA. Its product is annotated as Non-heme 11 kDa protein of cytochrome bc1 complex. Gene Ontology annotation, biological process: mitochondrial electron transport, ubiquinol to cytochrome c. The record is from RefSeq and is a predicted model, not a curated record. The coding region runs from base 35 to 463 and encodes 142 amino acids. The transcript has 5 exons. Lineage: Eukaryota; Fungi; Basidiomycota; Exobasidiomycetes; Exobasidiales; Cryptobasidiaceae.